Cynoglossus semilaevis (tongue sole) is the source of this 13109-nucleotide messenger RNA. RefSeq names its product protein AHNAK2. The record is from RefSeq and is a predicted model, not a curated record. Gene Ontology annotation, biological process: regulation of RNA splicing. The coding region runs from base 825 to 11744 and encodes 3639 amino acids. The transcript is spliced from 9 exons. Lineage: Eukaryota; Metazoa; Chordata; Actinopteri; Pleuronectiformes; Cynoglossidae. Gene Ontology annotation, molecular function: protein binding. Gene Ontology annotation, cellular component: nucleus; cytoplasm; costamere.
UAUUAAACAUUGUACAACAGUACAGUUACAGCUUCUUCGAAGCAGCUCCUGGUUUUACCUGUCCUUCCACAGAGCCAUGUUGAUGUCUGAUAAAAGUAACAGGCAGUAAUGAAAGUCAGACUUUAACAGACCGUCAUUUACUAAAGUGCCUUUAUUAGUACUUUUUUAUUGUCCAGACGGAGAAAGUGCCCAGUAAAACGAAAGAAGGGUCCACAAGAACGUCCUUCACACUAAGAAUACCUGUCUGUGUUCUCUCUGUUCACAUCACUUUGAUGUCAAGUACCAACCUGUCUGUUGGACAGGUUUUCUGGUCACCACUGCAUCCUGACGUCUGGACCAUGUCCCAUGUUUAAGCCUCACACCCCUCUGUCCACAACAACAGGUUUUAAAACUGAAGUGGACGCAGCAACUAAUUGAGUUAUGGCUCUGAGUCAGUAAACUACUUCACCAGUGCUCUCACUGCCGUCACCGCUGGAGCCAGGAGCUGACAUCGUGAUCGUCCUUGUCUGAUCAAUGAGACUGAACCGAGGAGAGAGGGGAGGAGGGGGAGGAGGAGAUGGAGGAAGGGAAGUAAGGAUGUGUCUUCAGCUCCUCCCAUAAUUAAGUUAGUAAGCUGUGCUGCUGGAGGUCCAUGUUACGGGACAGAGGAGGGAGUUUACUUCACUCACUGGACAGUGAGAAACGGGCUGAUCCAGGACCAGCUAGGAGGGGAAGGUGGUGGCAGCAGCAGCAGCAGCAGCAGCAUCACCUGCCUCACCCUGGACUUCCACCAUUGAAUUUUCGUCCAUUUCCUCUGCUGCCUGACUCAGCAUCAAUCCACCAUCAUGUGUGACUGUUUCCACCUGGCGUUUCCAAACUGGCACGCCGCCUCCUCUGGGACUGGUCCUGGUCGGAGGCUGCAGGGACCAGAACCCAGUACAGGGGACAAUUCAGUAUGUGACGAACCAGCUCAGUUCACUGAGGAGAGACCACGCCCUCAAGGAUCGUCCCCUGUCGAGGAGUUUCCUGAAACGGAGAAAUUCGACAGUGACAAAGAGUGUGAACAUGACCCAUGCCAAAAAGGUGGCAUUGGAAAGAAACCUAAAAAGUCUGGACUUGGGUCCAUGUUUGAAAAACGCUCAACUCCAAAGAUGAGUAAACUAAAGGAACUUCCAAGCCCUGAAUCUGGGGUGAUAGUGAAAACAGCUAAAGAUGGAAAUGCAGAGGGUCUCAUUUAUGGUGGAGGAGGCAAAGAGGGGCUUUUCAUUAAGGAAGUUGUACCAGAGUCCCCAGCAUCAAAAAAUCUGAAACUAAAAGAAGGUGAUCAGGUUCUAAGCGCCACUGUGUAUUUUGACAACGUUCCUUAUGAGGAUGCCAUUCAGAUUUUGGAGCAUGCUCAGGCUUACAGAAUGAAACUCUGCUUGAAACGUAAACCAGAAAUAAUCAAGACUGAACCAGCGAUGGAAACUGAACUUAUCCCUGAGGAGGAGUGUGGUGUUCUAGAGAUGAGGGAACCAGGAAAAACCAAAAGACGUGGAGAUGCUCGCAUUUCAUGGCCAAAGUUUCCCUCUUUUGGAAAAGGGCGGAGGUCCCGCUUUACAAGAUCCCACAGUACCUCAGAGGCUGACGAGCAGAGAAAACUAGAGCUCAGUCCCACCACAAGUGACACAGAGUCUCCUAUUAAAUCUCAGGAUGUUCUCAAAGGCAAGAAGAGGCACAAAGUGAAGCUUCCUGCUCUGACGAAAAGAGGCCGGAUCAGUUCAUCUGAAGAACAGGACUCAGACUUACCAACAACUGGGCCGACCAGCGGGGACAUUCAUCAGACAGUGGCUGACAUGUUAUCACCUGAAUGCCUUGGGAGCCCUGAGGAAGAUCUUAAAGUAGUAGAGGAAUUUAUACUUGAGCAAAAUUACCAAAAAGAGACUGAACCUCAAAUUGUUCAACACAAGGUUGAACUGAUCAGUAUAGGCAGCUCCCUGAAAACAGAAGAUACAACUGCUGCUUUGGCAGAUCAAGGAAGCCCUUGCAAAUCUCCCAAAGAAAAGAAAAGUAAGAAAGAUAGAUCACAAUUAAAAAUUAAAAUUUUGGGUAAGGAGAGAUCACACAAAAAAGACACAAAAGCAAAAGGAUCACCAAAAAGGCUGAAAACACUAGGGGCCAGUAUUGAGAAAGCAGAACAAAAUGGAGCGGAAAAGUCAGACACCAUCAAAGUCACUGAAUCACACGCAGAACUACAGGGAGACAAUCUUGCACUGGAUGCUAACACUCAAAUAAGUGACAGUGAAAGCUCAAUGGCCAGGACCUUGACAACACAGAUGGACAUCAGCAUUCCAACAAUUGAACUAGAUUUCUCCGAUGUCCCUUUUAUGCGCAAAUCUCCACAAAAAGAACAAGCAAAGAUGGAAGAUAUUAAGUCAAAGCAGGAAACAAAAACUGCAUUUAAAUUGCCUAAACUUGGCUUUAGUGAUAUUGAGACAGAGGAAACUAUUCAUGGGGCCAAUGUUAAGGAAUGUCCUACUAAAUCUAAGAAGCUUCUUUACGAAGAUACAACAGUGAAAAGGGAUCCUUAUGACCAGUUGUCCGAACGCACUCACACCAGAGCCCAACUGCCCAAACGUGAGGACAUAGAGAUUCCAGGUAUGGAAGACAUGUCUGUUAAGGCCAAAACCAAGGGAAUUAAAGUGCCUAAGGUGGCUUUAAGUGGACAUUAUGAUGAAAUUAAAUCUGAAACCGUACAAAUGUUGAUUGAUGUUGACAGUGUAAAAGAAGCUGUUUCAAAAUUGCCUGGAUAUAAGUUACCCAAAGUAGACACAUCAGGUAUGCCUAUUCCUGAAGAAAUCACGGUGAUCGAUGCAAAUGCACAAAGAAUAUCAGUGAAAACUCCUACUAAGGUUUCAUCUACCAAAUCAAAACAUGAGAUGCAUCUCACUAAAAAUGACAUGCCCAUCGCAGAAACUAAUGUGCACAUUAAACCACAUAGAAGAGAAACAGAUUUGAAAAAAGAGGUGUACAAACGAGAAGAAAUAAUAAUUCCUGGCACAGAAAGUAAACAAAAAACUGAGAAAACACAGGAUGCAAUAGGUACUACCUUUGAAAGCCAAUCGACUGCUAUGCCUACACUUUAUAAAUCAAACGAAAGAUCAACCAAAUCAAAAACAAAAUCUGAUGCCAAGAUAUCUGGAAUUGAAAGCAUUGAAUACAUUGACUCAACUUCAGAUUGUCUCGUUAAAUCAGGACAAGUUUUACUAGACAUUUCCUUAAUAAAUUUGAAAGGAUCUAAAACUGCUUUCGGACUCUCAAGGAAAGAAGAAGACACCAUAGCCCCCCAAACAAAAGCUGAGUACAAUGUUUUAGACAACAAAAAGGAAGCUCACUUAUCCAAUUUGCAGACCAAAGGUGAGCCAAAGGAAAAGGAAGCUAUAUUUAAAAUGCCAAAAUUAGGUUUUGAGUUACCAAAGUAUAAAGGUCCUGAGAUUUCUAAAUGUACAACUAUGGAAGACCAUAAUACGACAGCACCAAAGAUUAAAGCCAAAGUAACACUCCCAAAAACCCCUGAGGUUGUUGGGGAUGUUUCAAUAGCAGAGCAAAGCUGGAAGUCAGCUAAAGUAGAAGUCAAAGCUAUGGAAAUGAUGCUUGAUGAACAAGAAAGCAAAGUUAAGAUUCCAUCAUUAGGAAUUACAAUGCCAAAAAUGGAAACACCUAGACUAGAAUCAAGCAGCCCGACGCAGCCCGACGAUCCAGAAGUUAAUGUUACUCUUACAAGUGGAGAUAGAUCCAUUCCAGAGCAAAAAAUGAAACUGGACACAUGUGAAUUGGAAAUGGAAUCCACACAGUUUGAGGUUGAGCAUGAUCUUGAGGAUGGACUUGAUAAAAGAGGAAGCAAAUUUAAGAUUCCAAAGUUUGGAAUUAAAAUGCCCAAAAUUAAGGGACCGGAAUUUGACUUGAGCUUGUCCAGAAAAGAUGAUGAUGUCACAUUACCAGAAGGCAAAGUUGAAGUCACACUCCCAGAUGUUCCAGACGUGGAUGUUUCUUUUGGAAAAGUAGAUUUUUCAGUUCCAAAGCAAGAACUGGAUGUCGAAAAACCUGAUUUGGAAAUCAAGGCUCUUGAAACAGAUGCUAACCUUGAUGGACAAGGAAGCAAAUUUAAGAUGCCAAAGUUUGGAAUAAAAAUGCCAAAAAUUAAAGGACCCGAAAUAGAUUUUAGCAUGUCAAGCAAAAGUGAUGGUGUCACAUUACCAGAAGCUGAAGCUGAGGUCAUACUCCUGGAUGUUCCGGAUGUGGAUGUCAGUGUUGAAAAAGUAGACCUUUCUGUUCCAAAGCAAGAACUGAAAGUUGAUAAACCAGAUUUGGAAAUCAAGCCUCUUGAAGUUGAUGUUGAGCUUCAUGGACAAGGAAGCAAAUUCAAAAUGCCAAAGUUUGGAAUUAAAAUGCCAAAAAUGAAAGGACCUGAAUUGGAUUUUAGUUUGUCCGAGAAAGACAUGGGAUCUACCCUACCAGAAGUUACAGCAGAUAUUAAACUUGCAGAGGCACCAGAGGUUAAAGGUACUCCUGGAAGUGUAGGUGUAUCUAUUUCAGAGCAAAAAGUUGAAAUUGAAAAGCCUGACCUAGAAAUCGAACCUCCACAUACAGAAUUUGAACAUGAUGAACACAGGACCAAAUUCAAGAUGCCAAAGUUUGGCAUUAAAAUGCCAAAACUGAAGGCACCUGAAAUGGAUUUAAGUUGGUCCAAGAAAGAUGUAGAUAUCACACUAAUCGAAACUAAGGCUGAAGUGAAACUGCCAGAAGCUCCUGAAGUUGAUGUUACACUAAAAAAUGUAGAUGUUUCUCUCCCAGAGCAGAAGAUCAUAGUUAUACAACCUGAAGUGGAACCCAAAUCUCUAGAAACCAAGGUUGAGAUUGAUGGACAAGGAAUUGAAAAGCCAGAUUUGGAGAUCAAACCUCUUGAAACUGAUGUUAAACUUGAUGGACAAAGAAGUAAAAUGAAGAUGCCAAAGUUUGGGUUUAGAAUGCCUAAAAUGAAAGGUCCUGAAUUAGAUUUUAGUUUGUCCAGAAAGGAUGAUGAUGUCACAUUACCAGGAGCUAAAGCUGAGAACACACUGCCAGAAGUUCCUGAUGUAGAUGUUUCUCUUGGAAAAGUAGAGUUUUCUGUUUCAGAGCAAAAGCUGGAAGUUGAAAAACCAGAUUUGGAGAUCAAACCUCUUGAAACUGAUGUCAAACUUGAUGGACAAGGAAGUAAAAUGAAGAUGCCAAAGUUUGGGUUUAAAAUGCCUAAAAUGAAAGGACCUGAAUGGGAUUCAAGUUUGCCCAAGAAAGAUGUGGAUGUCACGCUAACAGAAACAAAAGCUGAAGUGAAACUUCCAGAAGCUCUUGAUGUUGAUGUAACACUACACAGUGUAGAUGUUUCCAUUCCAGAGCAUGAACUCGUAGUUAUAAAACCUGAAGUGGAAAUAAAACCUGUAGAUAUCAAAGCUGAGGUUGAUGGACAACGAAGCAAAUUCAAGAUGCCAAAGUUUGGAAUUAAAAUGCCAAAAAUAAAAGGUCCAGAAUUGGAUUUGAGCUUGUCCAGGAAAGAUGGUGAUGUCACAUUACCAGAAGCUGAAGCUGAGAUCACACUCCAAGAUGUUCCUGAUGUAGAUAUUUCUCUUGUUCCAAAGCAAAAGCUUGAAGUUGAACAAUCUGAUGUGGAAAUCAAACUACAUGAAACUGAUAAUGAUUUUGAUGGACAAGGACCCAAAUUCAAGAUGCCAAAGUUUGGAAUAAAAAUGCCUAAACUUAAAGGGCCAGAUGUGGAUUUAAGCAUUUCCAGGAAAGACAUCGAUGUCACAUUACCAGAAGCUAAAGCUGAGGUUCCAGAUGCCCCCAAGGUUGACGUAACUCAUGGAAGUGUGGAUUUGACUUUACCAAAAGCUGAAGCAGAAAUAGAUUUCCCGGACGUUGAAUUAAAAGAACCUCCUGCCAAUGUAGAUAUUAAGGUCCCUGGGAUUGAAACUCAAACAGGCAGCACGAAAGAAUCCCCAUCUAAAUUUAAAUUACCUUCAUUUAAAUUUCCCAAAUUUGGAGUUGCUCUUUCCAAUGCUAGUGCGGAGGCACCUGAUGUGGGCGAAGGCCUAAAAGUUGAGGCUAAUGUCCCAGAAAUUUCUGGAGUUGAUGUUAGUCUUGGGAAGGCAGAUGCAAAGAUGGAAAUUGAAAAACCUGAAGCUGAAUUAAAACAGUUACAACUGGAAAGUGAACUUGAUGACAAAGGUAUCAAGUUCAAAAUGCCAAGGAUUGCAAUGUCAAUGCCAAAAGUAAAAGGACCUGAAAUUGAUUUCAGUCGGUCAAAUAAAGAUGCAGAAAUCAAAUUACCAGAGGGUGAAGCAGAAGUUGAUUUACCUAAUGUUGAACUAAAAGAAUCGUCUGACAAGGUAGACGUUAAAGUUCCUGAGAUUAAAGCUCAGAUGAGUAGCGUAAAAGGCUCUCCUUCCAAAUUCAAAUUACCAACAUUUAAAUUUCCCACAUUUGGAAUUGGUACUCCAGAUGCCCAUGCUGAAAAACCUGAUGGAAAAGACAUGGAAGUCGGGGGCCAAAUAACAGGGGAGUUUGAUGUUAAUCCAGAAAUGGCUUCAGUCUCAAUUUUAGGAGAAAGUGAACUUUGUGAAGAGGAAAGAAAAGUAAAAAUGGCAGAGGUUGGGAUGUCACUGCCAAAACUGAAAGGACCUGAAAUGAAUAUCAGCAUGUCAAAGAAAGAUGCAGAAGUCAAAUUAAAAGAAGCUGAAGAAACUUCUGCUAAAGUUGAGAUUAAAGAAAUAGAAGACACAAAAGGCAGUUUAAAAGAAUCACCAUCAAAAUUUAAAUUUCCAACAUUUAAAUUCCCCAAAUUUGGAGUUGCUCUUCCCAGUGUUAGCACUGAGGUGCCCAGUGUAGACAAAGAUGUAGAAGUGGAGGUUAAAGUCCCAGAGUUACCAGACAUCGAUGUAAAUCUGGGAAUAACUGAGGUUUUAGUUCAAGAAGCACAAAAACCUGAAAAUGAAAUAAAACCACUGCAGCAAGAAGGAGAACUUGACAAUCAAGAAGGCAAAUUGAUGGUGUCAUUGCCGAAGAUAAAUGAAGAAGGAGAAAUAAAAUUACAAGUCAAGGAAGUCCAACUAAAAACAGAGGUCAAAUCACCGGACAUUGAUGCCCAAAUAGGCAGUGUCAAAGGAUCACCAUCCAAAUUAAAAUUGCCAACAUUCAAAUUUCCUAAAUUUGGAAUUGCUACUCCCAAUGUUAGUGCUGAGGUACAGGGUGCAUACAAAUAUGGUAAAUCUGACAAUGAGGAGAUGAACAUGCCUAAAAAUGUCACUGAAGGAGAUAUUGCAGUACAGAGUAUUGAUAUCAAACGUUCUUCUAUAGAUUUAAAGACAAGUGAACCUAAGAGUGAUGGUAAAGGCAGCAAGUUUAAAGUUCCAAAGUUUGGAUUGUCCUUGCCAAAAGUGCAAGGGCCCAAAAUAGAUCUAACGGUCUCCCAUAAAGAUGUAAAGGUCAACUUGCCAGACGUUGAAGCAAAGGAUGACCUCCAAGAAAUCCCUGACAUUGAUGUUCAUCUUGGAAAAGCUGAGGUUAUAAUUCCAGAAGCAAAGAUUGAAAUUCAAAAACCACAGGUUAAACUCAAACCCUUAAAAUCUCAUGGAAAAAUUGAUGGACAAGGAGGCAGCAUGUCAAUAAAAGAUGCACAUAUUAAAAUCCCAGAAGCUGAAGCAGAAGUGAGUCUUUCUGAUGUUGAACUAAAAGGUCCUACUGCCAAAAUGGAAGUUACUGCUCCUGAGAUUGGGGUGCAGUCUGAGAGUCUUAAAGGAUCACCAUCAAAAUUUAAAAUCCCGACAUUUAAACUACCCAAAUUUGGUAUGGGUACUCCGACCGUCAGUGCUGAGGUACCUGAUAUAGAAGAGGACAUAAAUGUUGAAACUAAAAUUGCAGAAGUCCCUGGAAUUGAUGCUCAGCUUGGAACAGAUGUUACAAUUACUGAAACAAGGGAAGAGAUUCAAAAACCUGAUGUGGAAAUAAAACCCUUGCAGCCUGAAGUUGAACUUGGUGGGCAAAGCAGCAAGUUGAAAAAAUCAAGGUUUUCUUUGCCUAAAAUUUCCCGUUCAAAACCUAGUGUCAAAGCCACUGAGGUUGAUGUCAGUCUUUGUGAUGUGACUGCUGCACUUCCAGAUACAGACACUCAAUUGGAAGGAGAAGUGGAUAUGACACACCCUGAGCAGGAAGCAGGUGUCGACGGACAAGAAAUCAAAUUUAAAAUGCCAAAGAUAGGAGUCACAAUGGAGGAAGUUAAAGGGCCGCAGAUUGAUAUAAGCUUAUCAAAGAAUGAUGGUGAAUUGACAAAACAAGAUGUCACGGCUGAGGUCAAACCUACCAAAGCGCCCUCUGCUGAAACAGAAAUGACACCUAAGAUUAAAGUUGUAACAAAGAAGAAAGAAGGAUCCCCUUCAAAAUUUAAAAUGCCCACAUUCAAAUUACCAAAAUUUGGAGAUGGCUCUCCAAAAUCCACUGCAGAAAUACCAACAGAAAUCAAUGAAGCCGACAUCAAUAAUCCUGAAGAGGUUCUUGCAAUUGAGAUUGCAGCAUCUAGCAUAGCAAAAAAGGGUAUUGAUGACACAAUACCUGAGGUCAAAGUAGAUGUCCAGAUUCCAGGUGCUGAAAAAGAACAAGCAAGUUCACCAUUAAGAUUUAAAAUGCCCACAUUCACAUUACCUAAAUUUGGAGGUGCUGCUACAUCUGUUAAUGUGGAGAUACCUGAUGUGGAGCAAGAAAUUAAGGUGACUGUAGAAGAUAUGAAUAUAACAGGAACAAAAACUGAAGGUAAACAUCCUGAUUUGGAAACUAAUCAGCCUGUGAUUUCAAUGUCAGAACCAGAGGCAGAAGCAGAUGAUGCAAAGCUGAAAAAGACAAGCUGGACUUUGCCCAAAUUUUCAUUUUCAAAAACAAGCGUUAAAGGACCUGAGGUUAAUAUUGACCCUGACAUGCCAGAAGUUGAUGUAACACAACCCACAGAUGGUCACUCAACAGACCCCAAGGAAUCCCAAGAGGUUACAGUAGAGGUGGAACCUGCAACAGAUGUUGACAUCAAAUUGAAAAAACAAAAAUUUUCUUUUCCCAAAUUUUCAUUUUCAAAGCAAAGUUCAAAAGAGUUGGAUGUUGAAGUCAGUGUUCCAGAGGGAAAUGUGGAAGUCAUUACACCUGAAGCAACUGUUAAAACACCAGAAAGUGAUGUUCAGAUACAGGAGCAAAGCAAGUUUAAAAUGCCAAAAUUUGGGAUCUCAGUUCCAAAAGGGCCUGACAUCGACAUAAACCUCUCAAAGAAAGACACAGAUGUAACAGUGCCUAAAGCUGAAAUUGAGGCUAGAGUUCCAGAGUUGGCGUUAGAACCAUCUGAGGGUUCAGCACGGAUAGAUGAGAAAGGAAGCAAGUUUAAAAUGCCCAGGUUUGGAAUCACUAUGCCAAAGGUAAAGAGUACUGAAAUAGACUUGUCAAAAAAAGAUACAGAUGUGACAAUCCCAGAAGUUAAAGCUGAAGUUCAGCUUACAGAGGUGAAACAACCAACUGCAAAAGUAGAAAUUGGCAAAGCAAGUAAGUUGGAGGGCUCUCCAUCUAAACUUAAAAUGCCAACCAUCACAUUACCAAAAUUUGCUUCUACAAAGGUCAGCAUGCAAAUAAGUGAUGUGAAUAGUGACGUUAAAAUUGACAGUGCAAAGGUGGAUGAAUCCGAAGUAGAACCUACAGUUGGGAUUGUUGAUGCUGAAGGUCCGUCUGUAGAGUUAAAGACUAAGGAAGGUGAAAUUGAAGGAUCAGAGAGCAGGUUUAGGAUGCCACGCUUUGGAAUUUCAGUGCCAAAAGUCAAAAGUCCUGAAAUUGACUUGGGCAUGACAAGUAAGACCACAGAUCCACUACCUGGUGUUGACAUCAAGGAAUCUGAAACUUCUGGUUUGGUCCAAGAUGCAUCUACAGCUGAGACUGAAGCAAAGUCUAAACGCCAAAACUGGUCAUUUCCAAAAUUUUCAUUUUCAAAAACUGGUGGUAAAGUCGACGUUGAUGUUGACACUGAAACACCAAAGGAUAACAUCACAUCAGCAGAUGUCAAAGCAGAAGUCCGCUCACCAAAUGUUGACAUUAAAGGGCCGUCGCUACCAACGGAAGAACCUAUUUAUGCUGAAGUUGAUGCAAGUUUUAAAAAAUCAAAAUUUUCACUGCCAAAAAUUUCAUUUUCAAAGUCAAGUGCCGCUGCACCAGAGAGUGUUGAAGUCCCACAAGUUGAAGUUUCUCUUCUGGAAGGAGAAGUAAAAGUUAAACAACCUGAAAUGAAGACCAAAACACCUGAGGUUGAUGUAAAUACAUCACGGACGGAUGCCAACAUCACGCUGCCAGAUGUAAAAGCAGAGGUCAAACUACCAGAGAUUGAGUUCAAAGAAUCUUCAGCCAGUAUUGACACUGAGGCCAAGUCGAAAGGUGUUGGAGGAUCGCCGCUGAAAUUUAAAAUGCCAACAUUUAAAAUGCCUAAAUUUGGUGGUACCACCUAUGAAGUUACUGUCGAGGCAUCGGAUGCAGAAAAAAUUGAAACGGAUGCUGCAAAAUCUGAAGUAGAAACUACUGGCAAAACCAAGGGUCCAAGUGUUGAUGUUAAAAGUGAUACAACCCAAGAUGCAACGUUGGAAGAACAACCGGCUGACAGUGACAGUGCAGGUCAUGACUCUCCAAGUAGAUUCAAGCUGCCAUCAUUUAAAAUGCCUAAGCUGGGUUUUUCAAGAACCAAACCUGAAGAAACUGUCCCUGCUGACCAUGAAGGUAAAGAAAAUCAGCCUGAACCAGGAGGGGAAGGUAAAUCACAAGUAACAUUGACAUCAUUUAAUGACAUUCUCGAAAACAUUGAUGUUAAAAUUGAUGUUUCAAAACCAGAUAAAGUGGAGGAGGACCUUGAAACAAGUGAUCUCAGUGGAACACAGCCUGAGUCAAACGAAAAGGACACAGAUGCAAAGCAAGAUGCAACAAGAAGUCCAGAGAAGACAGGGUGGUUUAAAUUCCCCAGGUUUGGACUGUCCUCUCCAUCAGAACCUGUCAAAACACCUGAAAUAGACAAACACUGGGCUGAAAAGAGCCCAGUAGGAGAAAUGGGGGUGGAGGAAACAAGUCCAAGUCUUUCAGUUCAGUCCUCAGAUGCCUUUGCGGAUGUUAGCUCUACGAUGACAAGUGAACACGUUGGUCUUUCCUUAUCUUCCCCCACUAAGGUUACAGUUAAAUACUCUGAUCCUGACGGGGCUUCAGGAUCUGAAGAAAUACACAGUAAAGUUGUCACUUCCACCACAAAGACUGAACUGAUCUCAGUUGAGCCAAACCUGCCAGAGAAAAUCACUAUACUGUCAUCUGCGGCCUCAUCUUCAUCAGAGGACACACUGCAACUCAAAUCUGGAAAAAUACACAUCAUAACAUCCAACAUACAAGCGACUCCAGAGGCACAUCACGCCAAGCUACUUACUGCUAUCCAAGUUCAACCGACCUCCAAUUUUCCUCUGCAGUCAGAGGCUGGGGAAGCCAUGUCCUGGACUGCUGAAGAAUCCCAAGGUGGCAAGAGAAUGGUUUUUGAAAAGCACUUUUAUCAGGAAACAUCAAGCCAAAAAUGUGAAAGCAAAGAAACAGUUGUAAUAACAAAACAGAUAAGGCAAAUCUCAGGUGAGACUGCCACGUCCAUACAACGACUGAAAGACUCUGUGCACUCCGAAAAAAUGAGGUUUUUCGACGGUGCCAAAAAGUGAAACCAUAUAACAUUACAACAUUACAUGCUGUCUAAAGUCAGUGCUGGCUCUAACUGGUCUGUGGUGUAUUUAGAUUAUUAUAGUGAUGUGAGAUGAAUAAAAGUGAGAGAGAAAACAUGUAGGUAGCAUUGACAAAAUAAAACAAACAGACUUAGCUAAACGUUUAUGAAAACUGCUGUUCCAAAAGUUGUAGCCAUAAAAGUAGUUUGGAAGGAACUCCAUUACCAGUAAUGAAGCAUCAGUGAACAACACUUAAGGAUAUUAUGGUCUUACUGUUUAAGGUUGCCAUGAUGAAUCUACCAUUUACAGCUUUUUUCCUCAAUAGAUUACUACCAACAACAUUGUGACACUUGAUGAAAAGUGCACUUGAUUUAUAAAUGUAGAAAAAUGUGGCUCUUUGGUUGUUAACUCUGGUUGGAUGUUACUUCAUUUGUAAAGCGAUUGAUUUAACGUACGCAUACAAUGUGUUCACUUGUUUUUAAGAGGUGAAAAUGAAUGCAACUCAUGCUCAUGAGUAUGAUAUAGUAUUGUGUAUUUUGAGGCCUGGAUGUGAAUUUUGUAAUCCUGAGGAGGUUGAGAACAAAAACAUUUGAACCGUCUCUUCAGUUGGAGAUAAAAAGAGACAGCCCUCGUGUUUUUCUCAUGUGAGAAUAGUGCUAUAUGGCAAGUUUCAUUGAUGACCCCUAUUUGAUUUCUGACCCAUAUAGGGGUGAGUGUUCAAAAACGUAACAUUUCUCCAAAAAAAAGUAUUAUUUUAGGUAUUUCCCCAACUUGCCCAUGAAGGUCUUUUACAAACCAUUCAUCAUGCAUUUGUUUGUUUCGCAACAUUUAUGCAUAAAUGUAGUCUCAGUGUAGUGUAAUUGUUGGUGCACUACAAUUAAAUAUCAAAUCACAUUUUACUGACAUUCCACCAAUUUUUUACAGUGAUUUUACUCUAGGUUGACAGCAAAAACAUCUCCAAUACAUGAAUGCAGUAUAUGUCAAAGAUAAAUAUGUAUAUAUAUUAUGAUAUUACCAAGCCAUUCCUGUUGCUACAGCUACCAUGUAAAGAAGUGUAACGCAAAACUAAAGUAUAAUGGUUCUAUGAUCAAAAACAGCAAGUUUGCAAAUAUAUUUUUACUAAUACUUUGCAAUUUGGAGCCUUAAUUUGCAACAGUCAGAUAAUUGUUUUAUUGUGUAUUCUUUAAUAUCACUGUAUAAAGUGGGGAUGUGGAAGUGACUGUGAUUGUAUAUAGCUUUUAAUGAACUUUGGAGCUGAUCUGAUUGCUGCUCCUGUUUGUAUUCUGACAAGCUUUAAUUCAAUGUGUUUGCAGAGUUAUACACAAUAAAUGAAAUAUUAUACUGGACAUAAUGGUGACAUAUGUA